AUGCCACUCAGCGUGUUUUUUCUUCUCUCAUCCGCGUAAAAAGGCUGCGAUCUUUAGUGACAAGCCUGUUUAUCGGUGAGUCACUGCAGCGUGGAUUGUGUGCGGUGCAUCUCCUCCUCUUCCUCACCAAAAAAAAAAAAAGAGAGUAUCUUGCAGGAGGGCGUGUCUGCAUGCCACGGAGACUGUGUUUUCCCCUUCAUAUUCAUGUGAGGACUCCACGGACACAGCUGCAGCUAGCGCGCCUUCACGGGACUUUAAAGCGGUGCUUUCUCCCUCACGUCUAAAGGGGAGUGCACAUCUGGAUUACAACAACAAGACUGACUUCGUCCAUCCAGCAUGGGGUCCAACCCAAAACAGACAGUGACCGUCCAGAUGGUGCCUCAGGUGGGGCCUGUGUUGGACACGCUUGCUCAUAAGGAAGCCAAUGCCAACUGGGUAAAGGAACCCAACUUGAAACUCUCCCAGGUUUCCAAUACACCGGAACACAAUCAGGAUCAGAUACCCAUCCCGGGACCUAAAGCAACGUCCGUCCAACCGGAUGGAACUCUUAAGACGACGGCAGACUUGUCGAAUCAAAGUUUGUCUGAUGCAGGAGGCCAGCAGAGGGAUGCUAACGCUAAUAUUAGCAACCUCUUAAGCCUGACUGAUGAAAAGGUCAUCUGUAAAAGCCACGUUGCCGCAAAGACGUCGCCUGAGGACAAGCUGGUGGUCAAAACUGCACCGCGGAAUAUCUCGGCAAAACUUGGCGAGUCAAGACACCUUACGCCGGAUAAAGGAAGCACGUCAGAGAGUCCAAAGGAAACCAAUCAUAAACGGAGGCGCUCUGUUUGUCUUCAAGAUUCGCUCCAGCUCAACACAAACUCGCCUUUGACUAAUAGCCAAGACGUAUCCGUAGACCAUCACCAGCCAGAAUCCUUGCAGAAGGAUGCCUUGCAGCAUGUCGACAGGGCUGUCCAGCAGGUCGAACCCCUCAGGAAGCUCUACAAGGAGGCCUCGACGAUGACCUCCUCGCUGUCAUCCACUCCGGUCAAGCAAAGCAGAGACGUAGAAGUCCAGGUGGUCGCCAGCACCUGCAGCAAAGCCGUUUCCACCAGCCCAGGCCUGCUGGCCUUCAGGCUGAACGCUGGCGCCCCGGAGGAGGUGCAGAGCCUCGCCGUCAUCUACCAGGCUGAUGGGAAUUUGGGAUUCCAUCAGACGGGGUUACCGCAGAGACUCCCAGCUUCUGCAGACCCGCGUUCGGAGAGGCUGACCGUCGAGGCGGAAAUGUGCCCCGCCAGAAAUGAGGCCAAGCUCGGGGUAAAGCCCAAAGAUACCGCAGCAUCCCAACUCAAGCCUGUUUAUCAAAUCAACAUUGAGCAUAGCAACCAGAAGGAGAGCGAGACUAAAAACCGCACUUCAAGACCAUCUCCAAAGACGGCGGUUCCUAGCAAGACGGGACUCGUCCACAAGGCCAUCACGACCCAGACAUCUACACCGGCAAAUAUGCCGUCCAAGUGCGUAGAAACAAAAUGUCCUCAAGAAAAGCCAAAAGGUAAAAACUCAGCGAAGGAGCCAGACUCCGGCAAGCAAAAGACUGAAGCCGUGAGAAGUGACGAAGAGGAUGAGGACCAGAAGCAGAAGGGAAAGUGCGUCCACGACGUCGUCUGGGACGAGCAGGGCAUGACGUGGGAGGUCUACGGCGCCUCCGUGGAUCCGGAGUCCCUGGGUUUCGCCAUCCAGAGCCACCUGCAGUGCAAAAUCAAGGAGCAGGAGCGGAAAUUGAUCGCUCAGACCUCCUUCCGCAAGUCCAUCACCGGCCUGGACUCGCCGCUCGCCGGCAAAAAGAACAAGCGGCGGCAGCACAACCUGUUCAGGUCCAUGCUGCGGAACGUGCGACGGCCCAACUGCUGCGUGCGCCCCCCUCCUUCCUCUGUCCUUGACUAGCGGUCGAGCCAAUGUCAGACUCCCUCCCCCUAACCCUCUCCCUACCCCCCAACCACCCGCCACAGAGGUCAGAUACUUGUCCCCCGCUGGUCACAACAGCGAUGCCACGUUAAAGCCGUACACGGGACGGCGCUUCCUGUGAGUAUCUGGGAAUGUUUGUAGACUAGAGUCGUGACGUUUGUGAUCAAGAGCGAUAUAUUGUAUGGCUAGAAAGUCAAAGGUAUAAGAGGAACAACUACUUUUAUAGGAAAAGAGUUUCUAAAUAACAGAGGCAAUAACAAUAGAGAAACGCAUGUCUAUUAGUCGCAAUGUACGCAAAGAAUAUGGCAUUAAAAAAAGGUAGCGGUCACAAGCGGGUUACUGUAUGAUUUGCUGUCAAAACUACGUGUGCAAAUACAUGACACCAUUCUUUGAUGUGUUUGAGGGGUCCCUUGUAUUUGUAAGCCUCAUUUCUAGUGAGCGCAGUUUCAAAACAAACUAAAAAGACUGUAUGCAUACACGCCUGUCUCUCAUUGGUUUUCUAUUAAAAGUGUUAG
Messenger RNA from Entelurus aequoreus (snake pipefish), 2459 nucleotides. It is a transcript of the gene gprin3b, whose product is annotated as GPRIN family member 3b. The record is from RefSeq and is a predicted model, not a curated record. Bases 337 to 1923 code for a protein of 528 amino acids. The transcript is spliced from 2 exons. Gene Ontology annotation, biological process: neuron projection development. Lineage: Eukaryota; Metazoa; Chordata; Actinopteri; Syngnathiformes; Syngnathidae. Gene Ontology annotation, cellular component: plasma membrane.